GAUAGGCUCUAACCAUGGCUCUGAUACCAUAUUAGAAAGUGAAUUUAUGCCUAACUCAACCCCACAAAACCGGCUUGUAAGGUGAGGUUUGCACCUCACUUAUAUAUUAUAAUUUGGCCUUAUCUCUAGUCGAUGUGGGACUUCCAACAAGUGAAAAAUGAGAAUCCAAUUGAGGUUAUUGAAACAUCAACCAUGACAAUACCCCAAGGAAGAGGAGUGCCACAAGGGAGAGGAGGAGGCAGAAGCAACCGAGGACGUGGUGGUCGUAGUAUACGUCCUCAAUGCACAUAUUGUAACAAAAUAGGUCAUACUCGGGACAAAUGUUAUAUUUUACAUGGAUAUCCAGACAAAGUUGCUCAUGUUUCUAAAGCUGGUGAUCUAGAAUCCAGAAUUUCAAAUGAAGAAUAUGAAGAAUUUCUCAGAUACAAGUCUGGAAAAUCAUUUAAUCCUGGUCAAUCUUCUGCCAUGACCAGUGUGCCUACAACCAACCUAUCUAAAUCUGUGGAAGGUCAUAAUCCAUGGAUUCUUGACUCCGGUGCCUCUGACCAUAUCUCUGGAACAUGGGACAGGUCGUCUGAUUGGAGAAGGACAUGAGUCUCAAGGACUUUAUUUCUUAAAAUCUUGUUCUUCAGUUUCCUGCUUUACUUCUUCAUCCCCAAAACUUUUGCAUGAUCGUUUAGGCCAUCCAAGUUUGCUCAAGUUGAAGAUGAUGGUUCCAAGUCUCAGAAAUAUUCAAGUCUUAGAUUGUGAGUCUUGUCAAUUAGGAAAACAUGUUAGAUCUUCCUAUCCUAAAAGAUCUGAGACACAUUGUAAUUCUCCUUUUUCAAUUAUUCACUCAGACAUUUGGGGACCUAGUCGUGUUACGUCAUUUGGUUUUAAUUAUUUUGUAACUUUCAUUGAUGAAUUCUCUCGGUGUACUUGGGUUUAUUUAAUGAAAGAGAGAUCUGAACUUUUGUCUA
Molecule: messenger RNA, 959 nt
Organism: Vigna angularis (adzuki bean)
Lineage: Eukaryota; Viridiplantae; Streptophyta; Magnoliopsida; Fabales; Fabaceae
Exons: 2
Coding region: 133-594 (153 amino acids)
Molecular function (GO): nucleic acid binding; zinc ion binding
Source: RefSeq, a predicted model, not a curated record